Solanum pennellii is the source of this 1518-nucleotide messenger RNA. Its product is annotated as exonuclease DPD1, chloroplastic/mitochondrial. Bases 290 to 1291 code for a protein of 333 amino acids. Gene Ontology annotation, cellular component: cytoplasm. Gene Ontology annotation, molecular function: 3'-5'-DNA exonuclease activity; nucleic acid binding. The transcript is spliced from 4 exons. Gene Ontology annotation, biological process: DNA catabolic process. The record is from RefSeq and is a predicted model, not a curated record. NCBI's taxonomy places the organism in Eukaryota, Viridiplantae, Streptophyta, Magnoliopsida, Solanales, Solanaceae.
AGUAGAGACCCUAUCCUUUUUAAAGAAAAAUUAUCACAAAAGGGGGGAAAUGGCAGUGGUCCGGAAGCCAUGGAUCGGAGCUUCAUGAUCCGCAUUUUAUGCUCUCCAUGAUUUCUACUUCACUCCAACGACACGCGACACUUUCUUCACGACUUCCACCUUCAUCCAUUUAUCUCUCUCUAUAAAUAAGUCAAAAAUCUUGUAAGUAAAUGCCUGUGUUUUGUUCUUCGAAUCACUACCAGGCAGGUUAAUAUAUCUUCGCCCUUGUUUAGAGUAAUAUUGGAUUUAGAUGAGAAGAGUUGCAAUGUGCUUCUCACUGUCACAGUUUCCUCGAUGUAGAGUUCAUACAUUGACUAAUUCAUGGUGGCAAAGUUUCCAUCAUAUAAGUAGGAUUGGUAGGGGAAGCAUUAGCUCCAAGGUUCUUGCCACUGGUAAACAGGGUCUGGAAGGUAGAUUUAAUAGUACUGAGAACAGACGGACUCUAACUACAAAAAGUGAAGGGAAUGGUAAGGCUGCCUUAAGUAAAAAAACAACUAUCAGACACGAAAUAUUGGACAAAACAAAAAAAUCUGAAGUAGACAUAUAUAGUUCAGAAAUAACUGAAAUAGGAAGUACACAAUAUGUUGAUAUUCGACAAGCAAUUGCUGAAAACAAAGACUUGGCCAAACUCAUGACUUUUAUCAUUUUUGAUAUUGAGACCACUGGGCUUAGCAGAGAUCAUGAAAGAAUUAUUGAGAUUGCAUUGCGGGAUCUUCAUGGGGGUGAAAACAGCACAUUCCAGACAUUAGUCAAUCCUGGAUGUAUUGUCCCAAAUUCAUUUGUCCAUAAAAUUACCACCGGUAUGGUCAACAGGCCUGAUGUCCCCAGGAUGGGGGACCUCAUUCCGAUCUUGUUGAGGUAUGUAGGAAGUCGCCAGAAACCUGGUGGAUAUGUGGUGUUGGUUGCGCAUAAUGCUCGCUGUUUUGAUGUUCCUUUUCUAAUUAAGGAAUUCAGUAGAUGCUCUUUUGAUAUUCCCUCAAAUUGGCUGUUCGUUGAUACUCUUCCUUUGGCGCGUAAAGUCAUGAAGUCCGGAGGGUCAAAGCCAAAACUCAAAUUGCAAGACCUUGGUGAACACUAUGAGAUCCCUUUAGUUGGUUCUGCUCAUAGAGCCAUGGCGGAUGUGCACAUGUUAACAGCAGUUUUUCAACGGCUGACUUUCGACUUGAAGUUGACAAUCCCUUCUCUUAUCGAAGGGCAUUCCUUUUGGCCAUCGGAAGUAGGAAGGUCAAAGAAGAAGAAGAAUUCUGGCUAAACAUAGACUUUGUAAGCAUACUUAGAUUGUUGAAAUAGUCAGGUGUAACAUUCUUUUUAGAGAAGUUAUUACUGUAAGCAAGUUGUAGAAUUAGCUAAUUCUUCCAUUAAAAUGGCUGGUCAUAACAUAUGAUAUUUGCCAGUCUUGUAUUUUAACUUCUCUUUCCUUACUUAGGAAUUUGAAAAUUCCUGUUUAAUAUUGAAGCUGUCUUUCAAAUGACCAAUUGA